This is a messenger RNA of Cotesia glomerata, 1281 nucleotides long. RefSeq lists its product as uncharacterized. Lineage: Eukaryota; Metazoa; Arthropoda; Insecta; Hymenoptera; Braconidae. Bases 1 to 1281 code for a protein of 426 amino acids. The transcript has 3 exons. The record is from RefSeq and is a predicted model, not a curated record.
AUGAAACGUAAACAAUCGGGAAAGCAAUAUUAUUUAAGAUCUCAAACAAAAAGAGUUAAGAAUAUUCCAGAAACUGAAAACUCUAAUAAUCAGGUUUCAAGUACUAGUAGUGACAUUAAUUCAGACAAAACCAGAAAUUUAACCUUGCAAUUGAAUCAACCUAUUAGGGAUAAUCAGAAACAAUUCCGUGAUUUGCUCGCAUCCGAUGUAGAACAAGCAUUACAAUUAGUUACUGAGGAACAGAAACCUGCUUUUAUUACUAAAGUUCGUACAAAAUUAAAAGAUACCGCACGAGAUGCAUUAGAAGAUAAAGAAAUAAAAUCGUAUCCUCAAUAUUGCGCAGAUAUUCAGGCAGUUAGAUUAAAACAAAAUGAAUCAUUACUUAGCUAUUAUACGCGUAUUAAACGAAUAUGCACAAGUGCAAUGGCAUCAUUACGUGAAAGUUUUAAUAAUGAAAACGAAUUAUCGGGUAUGAAGAAAAUGUUAAACGGACUAGCCUUGGAAUCUUUUAAACGCGGGUUACCAGACGACUUAAUUUAUGGUGUUAGCGUUCAAAAUCCUGCAACCCUUGAUGAUGCAUAUAAAAUUGCUUUACGUCUUGAAGAAGAUUUAAAAGGGAGUUCUCACCGAAAUUCAAAUUACUUAGCCUAUGCAGCAAUUCAACCCAAUAAUACAGAUUUAUCCCGUAAGACACGUAUGGUUAAUUUUGAAGACGAAGAUCGGCGAGAUGCAAUCCCAUUUCGAUUUUUCCGAGAUGAUGGGUAUAGACCAUCAUCCCCUCGUAACAAGUCACCAAUACGUAGCUCCUCCCCAAUUAUGAACGACGCAUUGGCUCACCCUUACGGUCCAGGAGUAUAUCCCUCGUCAACCAGUUCCUAUUUUACAAUGCCUGGAUAUUUCCCACAUAUGCCUUAUCUACCUUCAAUACCUUAUCAGUAUCCUCCACGGGAAAUGUAUUCACCCCCUGUAAAUUAUAAUUUUCCGUAUCAACCAUUCUUCAACGGUCAAAACAACAAUCCGCCUAACUAUAAUAACCCUCCUAAUUAUAAUAGUUACUCAACCUAUAACCCUAACUAUAAUCCUACUAAUAAUUACAAUAGACCUAAUAACGGCUACGAUAACAAUUACAAUAAUAGUAAUAGAAACAACGGUAAUUCUCAAUCGCCGGUACCUAAUAAGGAUCAUUUAAACUCCGAUCCGAUUCGCCAGAAGGACGCCUUGACGAAUCAAACGGAAAAGCGUCCAUCAAUGGUCAGAUUUUUAACAAUCGAACAAAUGUAA